AUGUUCAAGAGAACAAGCCGAAUCGUACGCCUUCCAAGGCCUUCGGUGUCUUUGAACCCACCUCAUCGUGCUGUGGCAACAUAUGCAACACCCAAUCCGCCGACAAGUACAUCCACACGCUCCGAAAUAUGCAACAAUAUCCAAGUGGAACGCAUAGCGGGAGGCUGUGGCGCCUUCAUCCACGACAUUGACCUCCGAGUCCUCACCAAGGACACAGCGAAGACAAUCCGACAAGCCCUCCUCGACAACCAAGUAAUCUUCUUCCGAAACCAACCCCUUUCCCCCCCAGAAUUCCUCCACUUCACCUCCUUCUUCGGAAAACCAGUCGAAUACCCCUUCGUCAAAGGCCUAGACGGCCAUCCCGAAGUGAUCCAAGUCCUCAAGAAAGAAACCGAAACAGGCGCCAACUUCGGCGGUGUCUGGCACAGCGACACAACUUACCUCCCGGAACCCCCGAUGGCAUCGAUCCUGCUCGCCAAAGAAGUCCCCUCCGUUGGCGGCGACACAUUAUGGUCCAAUCAAUACCAAGCCUACGAAUCGCUAUCCUCGGGCCUGAAAAGAACCCUCGACCCUCUGCUCUGCGUUCAAUCCUCGGCCAAAGCCGACGCAUCGAAGACGCGAGAAGACCGGAUCGCGGAUUCUGGACGGGAGACGGAGCAUAUGGAAAAAUUACAUCCUGUCGUACGAACGCAUCCUGAGACGGGACGGAGAGCUUUGUUCGUGAAUGUCGCGCAUACGACGAGAUUCGAGGGUUGGACGGAAGAUGAAAGUGCGGCUUUGUUACAGUUCUUGUUCAAACAUCAGGUCAAACCGGAGUUCACGUGUAGAUUGAGAUGGGAAGCCGGAACGAUUGCAUUUUGGGAUAACAGAUGUACGCAACAUUAUCCUCUGAAUGAUUAUCAUGGGUAUAGGAGAAGGAUGCAUAGAAUUACUCUCGCUGGAGAUAAACCCGUGUAG
Messenger RNA from Pseudocercospora fijiensis CIRAD86, 957 nucleotides. RefSeq lists its product as uncharacterized. The coding region runs from base 1 to 957 and encodes 318 amino acids. NCBI's taxonomy places the organism in Eukaryota, Fungi, Ascomycota, Dothideomycetes, Mycosphaerellales, Mycosphaerellaceae. The record is from RefSeq and is a predicted model, not a curated record. Gene Ontology annotation, molecular function: 2-oxoglutarate-dependent dioxygenase activity. Gene Ontology annotation, cellular component: cytoplasm. The transcript has a single exon.